Messenger RNA from Hypanus sabinus (Atlantic stingray), 1121 nucleotides. RefSeq names its product general transcription factor II-I repeat domain-containing protein 2-like. The record is from RefSeq and is a predicted model, not a curated record. NCBI's taxonomy places the organism in Eukaryota, Metazoa, Chordata, Chondrichthyes, Myliobatiformes, Dasyatidae. Bases 501 to 1103 code for a protein of 200 amino acids. The transcript has 2 exons.
CCUGCGGCUCCCGAGCCAUUUGUGGCUCUUUCACCUCUGUGCUGCGGCUCCCUGUGGCUUUGGGAAAUAAUUGGUCAGUAUUUAAUUAAAAUGUAUUUUAUGUUAGUUUGUUAGCUUUUGAAAUGUAAUUAUGGUGAUCUUGUACAACCUAAGUGUAGCGACACAUUUCCUGCCACAUCCGAAACGGCUCACAAUUAGCCAGCAUUCCGGCUAAGGGAGAUAGCCUACGGGGGGUUGUGAGUACGCGUCUUUUGCAGCAUCUGCGUCCAUGGGGGCUGGGUUGAGGGAGGCUUAAAAGCAAGGCUGUUUAGUUCGAAUAAAGCUAUCUUUGACUGCAGUUUACUGACACCGCUACAACGUGUUUUUAUCGCUGGCUGUCCAGACGGAAGGUGCUGAAACGCUUUGUCGCGUGUCUGGAAGAAGUGAAAACUUUCCUGGGCAGCAAAGGGCUCACCUUUCCUGAGCUGGAACAGCCAGAGUGGCUGGAAAAGCUACACUUCAUGGUAGACAUGACAGCGCACCUGAACACGCUGAACACAGCUCUUCAGGGGAAAGGACGUACAGCCCUGCACAUGUUGGAGGAUGUUUUGGCAUUCGAGCGCAAGUUGACAGUGCUUGCCAGAGAUUUACAGAAAGGCACUUUGUCUCACUUCCCCAAUUUGAGAGAGUUCAAACAAGGUCACGACAUGAUAAUUUCGGAGUAUUUACAUUCUGCAAUCAUCGCAAUGCAAACAUCGUUUGGGAAACGCUUCUGUGAGUUCAGAGAGGAAAAAAACACAUUAUCCUUCCCGGUCACUCCCUUAAGCAUCGAUCCUUCCCUACUGAAUACGACUGCAUUGGCAGGUGUGAGUCAACCUGAUCUUGAGAUGGAACUGGCCGACAUAGCCGACAAAGACAUAUGGGUGUCCAAGUUUAGACGCUUGACAGCAGACCUUGAAGAUGUUGCCCGUCAGAAGGCCGUUCUUGCUCAGAAACACAAAUGGAGUGAUAUUGAAAACCUCACAGAUGACAGCUUGCGAUCCUGUGUAAAGAUGAAGGUGACAUCAUACAGCCCUGAUGUGCAGACGCUGUGCGCUGAGGUCCAGGAGCAGAAAUCCCAUUAACCAAUCCUUUCAUUUUUC